Molecule: messenger RNA, 1502 nt
Organism: Rhododendron vialii
Lineage: Eukaryota; Viridiplantae; Streptophyta; Magnoliopsida; Ericales; Ericaceae
Product: transcription factor UNE12-like
Exons: 7
Coding region: 211-1095 (294 amino acids)
Biological process (GO): regulation of transcription by RNA polymerase II
Cellular component (GO): nucleus
Molecular function (GO): protein dimerization activity; RNA polymerase II cis-regulatory region sequence-specific DNA binding; DNA-binding transcription factor activity, RNA polymerase II-specific
Source: RefSeq, a predicted model, not a curated record
GUUGGUGUGGCCAUGGCCCAAAACUGGACAAAAAUGGCGAAUAGUACAAAACUGGAUGGGAGCUUAGUUCCGUGAAUCACAUUUCACACCUGAAACAAGAAACACGACACAGCCUUUCUCCCGACCAAAUUCCAAAAGCAGACCACGAAACACACAAAACACAGUCCACUCAAAACCCUAACCCCUCCUCCUCUCUCUCUCUCCCCCGACAUGGCCAACAACCCACCGGACGGUUACGGCGACGACUUCCUCGACCAAAUUCUCGCCGUGCCUUCUUCCUACUCCACCCUCACCGACGCCACCGCGGCGUCGCAGCUCAGCUCCACCGCCGGUGGAGGCGGCGGAAGUGGGUUCCAGCAGCAGCAGCAGUUCGUUCCCUUGGGUCUGAGCCUUGACAACGGCCGAGACGACUUUCAUAGUGGAGGUUUUGGAGUAAAGAGCGAGAGAGAGUCGGCGAACAUGGGGAGUUUUUUCCCAGCGUUUGAGCCUUUGCAGCCUCACUCUUUCAGGCAAUCUGCUCCUCAGUUUCACCAGGCUUUUCCUGGACAAGCAGCUCCUAGCACAACAACUUCUAUGCCACAGCCACCUGGCAUCCGCCCAAGGGUGCGAGCUCGACGUGGACAAGCCACAGAUCCUCACAGCAUAGCCGAGAGGUUGCGUAGAGAAAGAAUAGCAGAAAGGAUGAGGGCUUUGCAGGAACUUGUUCCGAGCUGCAACAAGACGGAUAGGGCUGCCAUGCUUGACGAAAUUAUAGACUAUGUGAAGUUCUUGAGGCUUCAAGUCAAGGUUCUUAGCAUGAGUAGGCUGGGUGGAGCUGGUGCAGUGGCCCAACUUGUUGCUGACAUCCCGUUGUCAUCAGUUGAGGGAGACAACAGCGAAGGUGAAUGCAGCCAAUCUGCCUGGGAUAAGUGGUCAAACCAUGACAUAGAGCAAGAAGUUGCCAAGCUCAUGGAAGAUGAUGUUGGGGCUGCAAUGCAGUACCUCCAGUCCAAAGCACUUUGCAUCAUGCCCAUUUCACUCGCCUCGGCAAUCUAUCCUACGCACUCGCCCGAUGGCUCCAUGCUUGUCAAGCCGGAACCAAACGGCCCCUCAUAGACGUCUAGCCGAUUGCACGUGCCUAUGAAUGCUCCCGAUGCUCACUCCAUUUUAAUAACCCUACCUACCAUCACCCCUUUCAUAUAUAUAUGUUCCCCCUUUGCAUUCUGUGGCUAUGCUAUCAAAGUCAGAUGCCACAAUUUUGCUUUGCUUCUCUCCUUUUAAGCUUUGUCAAACAAGGUGUGAUACCAUGCCUUGAAAAAAACAAAUGAACUCUAUUGUUUAGGAGGGAUUUUCAAAGUUAUCUCAAUGUGUUACACUACCCCACCCAUUUUGUAGUGGGUAUUGGGGGGACCUUGGUCUUUUGUGUGGUGGAUGGUGGGACAUUGUAUAAAGAUGAUUAGGGUACAUAAUGUAUUUUAAGAAAGCACUUUGAAAUGGAUUUGGCAAGUCGUUUUCGGGAGUGA